AUGGGGAAUGAGAAGCCAAACAUCGCUCCUCGCUGCAAUUCCUCCCAGCCACUGUCGGGGGCGGAGGCGUCUCCUAUAGAGGCCUUUGAAGGUGGCCUCAAUCCCAUACUGAUGGACAUAGAAAGCAGCGAAAUUGCAGAAUCCACUUCAUCCUCCAAUGAUUCAAUCAAGAUCGAGUGCAAGAAAGCCCUCGCUGCUCAGCGCCAAGGGAACCACGAGAAAGCCCUACAGUUGAUGAAGAAUUUGUGCUUAAAACAUGAGAAUUCGGCCUUGGUUUACUAUCUCAUGGGGAUUGUUUGUGUCAGGAUAGCCUCGACUAUUAACGACCCGAAUGACAAACGGAAGUAUUUCAAGAAGGCGUUAGAGAGUGCAAGGAAGUCGGUAACAUUGUUACCGGAUUCUUUUGAAUUCAUAAUUCUUUAUGCGAAAUUGUUGUUUGAGACUGCAAAUGAGGGGGACUAUCAGGAUGUGGAGCAGGAGUGCGAGAGGGCAUUGGCAGUUGCAUUCCAGUUUCGUCAGGAGCUUUCCAAACAAGAGGCUCGAGUUUUCCGGUUCCAAAAUGAGGUACAGUCUUUGAUUCAGAAAUUAAGUACUGCAAGGGAAUUCCAUGAAAAGAAUUCCACACCCAAGGCUGCAAUUUACCCCGUGCAAAAUGAUGAAGGGUCUAUGGUUCAGGAUUUAAAUACUGCAACUGAGUGGCAUGAGAAGAUUUCCACACCCAAGGCUGCUAUUGACCUCGUGCAAAAUGAAGAAGGGUCUUCGAUUCCUAAGUCUAACAUUGCAUCCAUUUCGACUGGGAUGAAGAAUCUGGGCAAUGAAGAGGAGAAGUUGCCAAUGAGGGUCCAUGAGGACUCAAUGGAAAUGACAUCAGUAUCUAAAAUAGGACCGAAGCAAAAUGAUGAAGGGUCUAUGCUUCAGGAUUUAAAUACUGCAACUGAGUGCCAUGAGAAGAUUUCGACACCCAAGGCUGCUAUUGAACCCGUGCAAAAUGAAGAAGGGUCUUUGAUUCCAAAGUCUAACAUUGCAUCCAUUUCGACUGGGAUGAAGAAUCUAGGCAAUGAAGAGGAGAAGUUGCCAAUGAGGGUCCAUGAGGACCCAAUAGAAAUGACAUCAGUAUCUAAAAUAGGGCCGAAUGAGAUCAAAAAAGCUACUGAGGCCCCUGAGGAUGUUCGGAGAGAGCUAAUGGUGUUGAAGACGGCUGUUGCUCUGCUUCUGGACAGUAAUAAUAUUGAUGGUAAUAAGGGGUUGGAUUCUGGUUUAGGGAUGGGGAAGAAAGUGAAAGAAAGAAGGAAAAGUAAGAAUACGAGGAGAAACAUUUAUUCGGCUGAGAUAAGGGACUUUGUUCGGUCUUAUUGGAACUCAUUGGAUUUGGAUAAGAAGAAAGAGUUGCUUAAAGUUAGGAUUUCGGAUCUCGAGACACAUUAUAGUUUGUCAAAGGAAGGAUCAUUGAGUAAGCUGCUUGAUGAAGCUUUAUCUUUUGGGAAAGACAAUAGAGUGUGGAAGUUUUGGUUGUGCUGUAGCUGCAAUGCAAAGUUUGCUGAUGCAGAUUCACAUAGGCAGCAUGUUAAAAAGGAGCAUAUGAGGACUUUGUUACCAAAAUUUCAAUCUAUUAUACCCGAGAGAGUGGAUAAUAAGUGGACUGAGAUGCUUCUUAGUUGUUCUUGGAAACCAUUGGAUGUACAGGGUGCAAUCAAAAUGCUUGAAGAACUGUCAAAAUUUGAGGAACCUAAUUUUCUUGAUGAGUCAAACCCAAGAAACAACAAAGAUGAUUCCAGUGAAUGCUUUGUGGACCCUCACUUCAAUGAAUAUGAAGAAGAUUCAUCACCUGACAAGAGCAAAUUGGGCGAUAACUGCUGUGGUAGAACACGGGAGUUAGAAAAUGUUAAGUGGAUGGAUAGCGGUGAAGAUCUGGACCGUAAGAAAAGUUUCCUUUACCAAAGCUGGCCUUCAACUGAAGACUCAGAAUGUGCAUACCUUCUGGAAAUAAUCCAUGUCACGUUUGAUCUAUUUAUCAAACUCAACUAUCUUGCCUCAAGUCAUCUUAGCAUGGUUAUACAUUUUGCCGUUCAAAAGCUGCAGGGACUUGCUGAUGGUUCUCACCUUUUUAACUUUAAUAUGGACCAAACACCUCUGUGUAUCUGCUUUCUGGGUGCUCCCGAUCUUCGGAAAAUUGUUUUUUAUUUGAAAAUGAUUUUUCAUGGCAUUUUUUCUAGUGAAACUGAUAAAUAUUCUGAUAAAAUUAAUUCGAUGGAUGAUUCAAUCAGUUGCACUCAAGUUGUUGACACUAUGGAAAAGAUAACUUUCGCUCUAGAUGAUUUGGUUUUGGUACUUGAGAGUUUCCUGACCUGGAAGCGCAAUUCUCCAUUUUGUGCUGAUGCUGGUAAUGAUGAUUCUAGUUCAGCAACUUCACUGUGCGUCUCCUAUGAGAACAACGAUGUUGUGAUUGAUUCAGAUGCAUUACUUUCCUGGAUAUUUUCAGGCCCCCCUAGUGGGGAACUAUUGUUAUCCUGGACAUGUGCAAGGGAAGAGAAAGCACAACAAGGUAAGGAAAUUCUUGAGUUUCAUGAGAAGGAAUUUUACGACCUCCAGGGCUUAUGUGAGAAAAAAUGUGAGGGUUUAAAUAAUGAGAAGGCGUUGCAGGCUUUGAACGAUCUCUGUUGCAAAGAGAGAAUUAAAAGAGAGCAUGCUGUCCCCCAAAGUUAUGACUCCGUCCUCAGGAAGAGACGAGAAGAUCUCAUUGGAAGUGAUGAUGGAAUUACCUCUAUCAGCAGUGGGUUUGAACUGGAUGUUAUAGAAAAUAUUUUGAAGGAUGUAGAAUCUGGUAAAGUUGACGAUGGGAGAACAAAAGACUAUUUGCAUCAGGUGGACUCCUGCAUAGAAGUUUCAAUAGAGAGACAGAAAGAAAAAGCGUCUGUUGAGAUCUGUAAUACUGAUGCAAAGAUUUUGCGAGUUCUUGAUUGGAUGCUGCAGUUGGAAGUUAAGCUUGACUCUGCGUCUGCUCAUGAUUUCAGAUCAAUUUUGGUGCCUCUAGUGAAAUCAUAUUUGCGAGCACAUUUGGAGGAUCUGGCAGAGAAAGAGGCCACAAGGAAAUCUGAUGCUGCCAGAGAAGCACUUUUAUCUGAACUUACAGUUGAUUCUGAACAGGGUUUUGGUGGAGGGGAUAAUUCAAGACAUAUGCAUAAGAGGAUGAAGGAUAAGAAAAAGGGCAAGAAGAGUAGGAGAAACAAGGAUUCAAAGGCCAUUGAUGACAAUCAGCUGCAUAGGAUUUGCAGUCAAUCAUCUGAAGAGAUGUAUGUCUCUCUUUUACCAGAAAGCCUAUCCAGAUCACAGGUAAGUGCUCUGGAUGGGGAUGAUCAUGAUGCUGCAAUUUCUUUUGCUGGGACUGGUGUUGCUCUAACACAACUGGAAGAAUAUAAACAAAGAAUCAAACUUGAAUUUGAGGAAAUAAAGCCUGAAGAAACUUUGGAAUAUGAAAGAGAAACUGAAAAUGAGGCAAAACAGAAGCAUCACAUCGAGCAACCUGUGUCUUCAGAAAAAGAAAUUGAUGAAGUUGGUCAACUGAGAUCUAAGCACACUCCCGAUUGGGACGGAGCAUUGCAACAAAAGAAGCUUCUGGAAAUGGGUGACUUGGACUAUUCAUCACAUGAAGUCAUAGCUGAUGGUAUUAAUGUAAUAGAUGCAUUCCCUGGUCUGAAAAACGAUCUUGGUGAAUAUAAUUGCUUUCUCAAUGUCAUAAUACAGUCCUUAUGGCACUUGAGACGGUUUCGAGAUGAAAUUUUGAGAUCAUCAUCUGGACAUGGUCAUGUCGGCGAUCCUUGUGUUACAUGUGCUUUGUAUGAUAUCUUCAUUUCUCUGAGCAAGCCACCUAAAGAUACUCGAAGAGAAGCUGUCGCUCCUACAUCGUUGAGGGUUGCUCUGAGCAACCUGUAUCCUGAUAAGAAAUUCUUCCAGGAGGGACAGAUGAAUGAUGCUUCUGAAGUACUAGGGGUAAUAUUUGAUUGCCUUCAUCAAUCAUUCCCUUGCGAACCUGUUGUACAGGACAUGUGCCCAAAAACCUCCUUUGAUGAGCUUUUAUACGUAGUCGAGGUUAUUCACCAGUUACCUUGUGAUCCAGAGAAUUCUUGUGAAAGUGUUGAUGACAUAACGGAAACAUUAGCAACCUUGACUACUGACAUUAAUAUCAGUUUGCUUUAUCGUGGUCUUGACCGAAAAAGCAAACAUUGCUUGGUUUCCAUGAGUUACAAGAAGAUGGUUAGAAACUAG
Molecule: messenger RNA, 4263 nt
Organism: Fraxinus pennsylvanica
Lineage: Eukaryota; Viridiplantae; Streptophyta; Magnoliopsida; Lamiales; Oleaceae
Source: the annotation of a GenBank genome assembly